This is a messenger RNA of Seminavis robusta, 2517 nucleotides long. NCBI's taxonomy places the organism in Eukaryota, Bacillariophyta, Bacillariophyceae, Naviculales, Naviculaceae. The record is from the annotation of a GenBank genome assembly.
AUGUUCUACUCUCAAAUCAUCUUGGCCAAGAAGGGCCCACUGGGCAAAGUAUGGCAAGCGGCGCAUUGGGGCGACAAGAAGAUGAACCGUGUGCAGAUUUUCGGCACCGACAUUGCCGCUUCCGUCGAGAGCAUUGUCCAUCCGCAGGUUCCAUUGGCGCUCCGUGUCAGCGGCCACUUGUUGUUGGGCGUGGUGCGGAUUUACUCUCGUCAAGUCAAGUACUGUCUGACCGAUUGCACCGAAGCCAUGGUCAAGAUCAAAAUGGCCUUUCGCAAUGACGCCAAGAAUGACGGCAAUUCCAACAGUAACAACAACAGCAAUACCAAUACCAAUUCCAUUGAUUUGGUCGUCAUUGGAGAUCCUACCAAACCUGGUGGUGCUACCACUGUCAACAAUUCCAAUUUUGGAGAAUACCAAGAUUUUCUGUUGGAUCCCAAUGCCAUUGUGGUGGACGAUGACGGAGAUGCCACUGGAUUUGCCGUGCCGGUCGAUUUGAAUGAAAUGACGGAACAAGAAUUGGCCGAACGAUGGGUCUUGGCAGAACAGCAGCAUCAGCAACAACAGCAAUCGCAGGGAAAUACGCAAGAGCGCAUGAAUCACGAGUCACAAUCGACGACCACACAACAACAAACGGAAGAGGAUUCUCCCAAUGAAUGGUCUUUUGGAGCUUUUGGUGGUACUGCUCCUACGCAAUCCUCCCAACAACAGCCGGAAGAACAAUGGCAAGAAUUUGACCCGGAAGCCGAAGAUUUGGGACUUCCCAAGGAUGAUGAUGACGAUGACAACAAGCAGGCGCAAAGCGACGAUGAAGAGGACGAGCCCAUGCCCUUGGCGGAUGACGAUGAUGCGGCGCCACCCUUGGCCAUGGAGGACGACGACGAGGAACAACUACCCGAUUCCUCGCGAGUGUCGGAAAUUGAAGUGGCUCGAGCGGCGGAUGAUUCCAUGUUGUCAGAAAACAAUGCCGAGAUCUCCAUUCAAGGAGACGACGCUAGCGUCAUUGGCAAAAAGGAAAAGGCCGCCCCUCCAGCCACACCCGGAGGCAUUACCACUGGUGGUGGCGCGGCCGCCGUGGGGGGAUUGGACGAGUCGCCCGCGGCUCCGGCCCAGCCCAGUGUCUCGGAUGAGGACGAAGAAGAAGAAAAACCAAAAAAGAAGCGCACUCGACAAGAAGGACCCAAGAAACUACGACGCACGCGACGCAAGAUUGUCAUUGACAAUGAUUCCACGGAAUUGGAGGGAGAGCACAUCAAGAAGAUGUUGCGGGAUACGAGUGAUAUUACCUUGCAGAAUGUGGCUCAUCCGGCCGAUUGGAAUGUCGAUGGCAACAACAGCAACGACAACAACACUUUGGAUGCCUCUUUGUCGCAGGCAUCUCCUGGAAACCUCACUCUUGGAACUCAAGAGCAAGAAGCAGCCUCACACUUUUCGGGAUUGGCCACUCUUUCUGCCAUGACCCAGGGAACAGAGGGAAUGCGACCCAAUUCAGCCAAUGGGCGAAUCCUGGAGUUUGGAGAAGGAGAGGACGAUCAUCUGCUUCGUGAUACCUUGCCGUUUGAAGAGCUUUUGAUUCGACCUUCUUUGGGAGAUGAUGGACAGCUGGCUCCAGAAUUGCUGCAGCUGUGGCGCAACAACCUGGCUCAUGUUGAAGGAAAACCCUCUCCAUAUCCCAAACUCGCAGCGAAGGAUGACGCGGAAGAGGAAGAAGAGGAGGAGGAAGUCGAAAAGGCACGGGCCGACAAGGAUCAGGAAUCCAAGGACGACCAGAGCGGAGAAGUCACGGUCGAUGGCAAGCCCAAAGUUCCUGCAGAGGUCGGCGGUGAGGACAUGCAACAACAAGAAGAGGAUGACGAGCCGAUGCCUUUGCCGAACGACGACGAUGAGCCACCCAAACCCAUGCCUGACGAUGAUGUCCAGAACGAUGAAGAAGGUGACAUGGGAAUCCAUGGCGAGGAUGCGCCUCCUUUGCCCUUUGACGACGAAGAGGAGGAAGAAGCGCAACAGGAAGAGCAGCAGGACGCCAAGUCGACAGCAACCAAGGAGGCGGACGACGAAUCGAGCCGUUCCAGCGAGGAAGAAAAGGCCCAACAGGAAGGAGAGAACGAAUACGGUUUGGGAACCUGGGGACUCGUCAAUGAUGCGUUGGGUGGCAAGGGCGUUGAUGACGAAGACGACGAUGAGGACCGCGAGGAAGACAUGCGCCAGGCAGCCGGAACCGAAUUGGUAUCGAGCAACUCCAAGUGGCACAAGCACACGGUCCGUGUCCUACAGCUUCUCCAGCGAACCAUGGGAGACAAGGGCGGCACCAAGACUUCCAGCGGUGAAGACAAAAAGGACCAUCUUGUCUUUGGAGAUUUGAGCAAGAACUGUUCUCGCCGAACUGCUGCUGGAGUCUUUUUCGAAAUCUUGCAACUCAAAACUUGGGACUUUGUGGAAGUGGAUCAAGAUGAAGCCUAUGGAGACAUCCGACUUUUGCCUGGAAACCGCUUUUCGGAGGAUGCUCCAGCAUCAAGCUGA